This is a messenger RNA of Dinoponera quadriceps, 738 nucleotides long. RefSeq names its product gustatory receptor for sugar taste 43a-like. Lineage: Eukaryota; Metazoa; Arthropoda; Insecta; Hymenoptera; Formicidae. Bases 1 to 738 code for a protein of 245 amino acids. Gene Ontology annotation, biological process: sensory perception of taste. Gene Ontology annotation, cellular component: axon; neuronal cell body; dendrite. The record is from RefSeq and is a predicted model, not a curated record. The transcript has 6 exons.
AUGAUUUCGAUGAUUAUAGCGCAGAUAUGUUCAAUAAGCAUCAAUGUUAUCAUCAUUUCCGAAUUCUCGAUAUUCGUGAGGUGCAUACAAAUCAGAUUCAAAUUAGUUAAUAAACUUCUGAGCGAAGGGGGGACAAUGUCAACAGUUGAAAAGAUGAAAUUGGGUUUCUCUGGUCUCUUUGCUGCGGAAGAUUACACUAAAAUAACAGGCAACAAACAAUGCCAGAAGAUUAUUUCUAUAAAGGUGUUGCCUAAACAUAUUCAUCUAGAACUGUGCAGGAUAUUAAGAACGCUGUGCACCAGUUUUGGCAUACAGGUCACUAUAGAAAUCGGUACUUCCGUCAUAUAUACCACUGGACUUUUAUAUCAUUUGUACGUUCAGUUGUUCUAUCAAAGACAAAGCAAACACCCGCUUGACCAAGUACAUUUCCUAGUCAGUUCAAUUAUCUUUCACAUACUAAAAAUUGUCCUCAUUAAUGGUGUUUGUAAACACGCGGCCAGCGAGGGAAAGAAGACUAUUGAGAUCAUCCGCCAGAUUUACGGAUGCUGCCAGGAUACCAAUAUACGAGAGGAGAUUCAGCAGUUUGAUUUACAGAUAUCGCAAAGCCCGGUGGAAUUCUUCACGUUUGGCCUCACCUUAAAUUAUCAGCUUCUGACAUCGUGUCUGACAACCGUGACGACUUAUAUGGUUAUCAUGAUUCAGAUGAGCAUCUCUCUGGAGUCAAGUAAAAAUAGUUGA